Molecule: messenger RNA, 819 nt
Organism: Clunio marinus
Lineage: Eukaryota; Metazoa; Arthropoda; Insecta; Diptera; Chironomidae
Source: the annotation of a GenBank genome assembly
AAGAAAACAGAAACAACUCGGAUACUAUCAGCUGAUUGAGUGACUUGAGUGUAUUAAGUUUUUUUUUAUAUGUGGGCUUCAGUGUCUAUUAAACUCUUGUUGUGAUAACUUUAAAGUUUUUGUUUAAGAAAAAUGGUGCAUGCAGAGGAAAUUGUAAAGAUAACCCAAAACCUUAUCGAUGUCAUUAAUCGAGGUGACUACGGAAGUUAUGAAGAAAUUUGCGAUCAUGAGAUGUCUGCAAUUGAACCGGAAUCUUUCGGACAAAUUGUUAUUGGAUAUCCUUUCCACAAAUUCUAUUUUGAUAAUGCGUUGAAUCAUUCAUCAAUAAAUAAUACGAUGGUUAACCCAAGUGUUCAUAUAUUGGGUGAAGAUGCUGCAUGCAUUGCUUACGUUCGGCUGACGCAAUAUCUUGAUAAACAUAAUCAGACUCAUACGCAUCAGUCAGAGGAGACAAGAGUGUGGCAACGAAAAGAUGAUAAAUGGCGUUGUAUUCAUCUGCAUCGCAGUUACAUCGGAAAUCAAGGUUCAAUGACACCAUUUGAGGGAAAAUAAAAAUAUAAUAUCAAUUGAUCAACCUCAAUCUUCUUCUACAACCCGCAAGUCAUUACGUGUUUAUUAUUGACCUCUUCGAAAAUAUUAUCAGAGUUCAAUAAAACGAAAUAUUAAACUUCAUUACACAAUUUUUCGAGUCGUUUCAUGUAUCGAUUCUAAUUAUGUUGCGCUUAUCUAAUUAUCCAUUUAUUUACCUGUCAUUAUCAUGAAGCAAGGAGAACUGAUAAGAUAAAAAUAAAUAUAUAAUUUAUUUACACAAUGAAUAUA